CCAUACACCAAAGAUGAAGACCACUGGAGCGGCCUUCCAACUCGCCGCAGCGUUUCUGCUGAGCGUGAUUUCGCCGGUAUCUGUCUCAGCUCAAGGUCGAGUGGUGCAGGUGCGGUCCGUGGUGAAUGGUACGGCCAGGUUGCCGUGUGACCUGACGCCGCCUUCACACAAUGACUCCGUGAUACUCGUAAUCUGGUUUAAGAAUGAGAAGACCGCCAUCUACAGCUUCGACGCGCGGCAGCGGCUGUCGGCGCCGGUGGAGUCGCACUGGAAGCACCCUCAGCUGGUGGCGGACCGCGGCCUCUUCAGCACGAUGGAGUCUCCAGCAGAACUGACCCUCAGCCGCCUUCAGGAGAGCGACGAGGCCGUCUACCGCUGCCGCGUCGACUUCCGCCUCUCUGCCUCCAGGAACUCCAGGGUUCGCCUCACAGUUGUUGGUGAGUUCCAACACCCGCCCAAUGGACUCUCUUGUGCCGGGCUGCUGAUACCAAGUUUACUCACAAUUAUUUUACGUUAG
Messenger RNA from Schistocerca nitens (vagrant locust), 517 nucleotides. RefSeq lists its product as uncharacterized. The transcript is spliced from 3 exons. NCBI's taxonomy places the organism in Eukaryota, Metazoa, Arthropoda, Insecta, Orthoptera, Acrididae. The record is from RefSeq and is a predicted model, not a curated record. Bases 14 to 517 code for a protein of 167 amino acids.